UUUCAAACUUUUGGGCAUUUUUUUUUUCCCUUCUUCCGAAUCUGAUUCCCAAAUUCUGCAACCCUAAGAAAUUUCCGAAAUUUAAUUUUAUUCCUCCUAUUUCUAUUAAUUUCAGUUGACCCAAAAUUUGAACUUUGGUUUUUUCUUCCACUGGGAAGAAUAUCCGAUAGGGUUUCCUGUAAACUGACCGAUGGGUGAAUGCAAAGUGGAGAACAUGUCUCUCCCGGCGCUCUUCGAGCAAGCUCGGAAGAUCCAUCUAAUGGUUACGGAGUCUGGUGCUGGGUCUGAUCAGGAUGUGGUGAGGAAAGGUUGCGAGGCUUUGGAAAAGUGCGACGAAAUGAUAAGCAAGCUGGGGUUGUUCUCAACUAAUGAGACCAAGGACGAUAUCAGCACUAGUAACCUUAAAUAUCUUCUGGUGCCAUUUUAUCUUGGUGAGCUGACUGAAAAAGUUGCGCAUGAUGACAGAAUACAUAUUCUUAAGGUUUGCCAAGCAAAGUUAAAGGAAUUCAUUUCAUUUUGUGAGUCAAUGGAACUUGUACCGGAAGAGGAAUUAGAAACAUCUAUGGAGGGGGGUGGUGCAAAUUCCUUUGCUGAUCGAAGGGCUCGGAAGAUUUCUCGGUUCAAGCGCCAGAGAGCUGCAGAGUCAAAGUUGCUGGAAAUAAAGGAGCGGAGAGAACGGCGUGGGCGUUCCAGUAAAGCAGCAGCUCUAUCCACUCCUGUUGAGGCAGGAGAGGAAGAUGUCUUAGAUGAUGAUGGAGAAGAAGAACGGGAGGCCUGGUUUACUACUAUCUCGUUAGCUAUCUGUAAGGCUUUUGAUUUGCUGGAAAUGCUGAAGAAGGAGGAAGAGAUGCUGUCAGCUAUAAAGGAAAGACAAUCAAAGGAGGGGGACAAGGAGUUUUCUCGGGACAUACUUGAUGAUCGCACCAGAAGAGCAGAAACAUGGCAUCGUGAUGCUGCAACUCGAGCGCAAUAUACUAAACCAGUACAGCCUAUAACAUGUGCUACGUUUGCUCAAGAUGUUCUAGAAGGGAGAGCGAAGGCCUCACAGGCACAUGAUCACAAGCACCAGCCCCUGAUGUUUGGACCUGCAAGCCUUGUGGGUGGAAGCCUGACAAGUGAAAGGGAAAGGAUGGCAGCUCAGGUUUUCCAACCUGGUUAUAGGUUACCUACCAUGAGUAUUGAGGAAGCUGGGCUAAAGGAGAUGGAAAUGAUGAAUAAAUGGCAAGAGAGGAAUGCUAAACUCAUGGAGGAAGCCAAUUCUUCAUGGUACAAGGACAAUCGUAAAAUGGGGAUAAGUGAAGAGGAUGAAGAUGAUGAUGCAGCCCAAGAGAAGGCGAGAGCGUGGGAUGACUGGAAGGAUGAUAAUCCUCGUGGUGCAGGCAAUAAGAAGCUUACCCCAUGUGGCUAAAGUAGCACACACGAUAUAAUUAAUGUAUAAUAUCCUAGAUAUUUAUUAGAAUAAAUAUUUUUUGGUAGGCGAAACUUUUCAGGAAAUUCAGCUCAUGUAAAAACUUCCAUUGCUUUUAAGUUAUUGAUUAGAGAGCUAAUCCCGAAUGGAUUUUCGAUGUUUC
This is a messenger RNA of Ziziphus jujuba (common jujube), 1571 nucleotides long. RefSeq names its product PP2A regulatory subunit TAP46. Gene Ontology annotation, biological process: regulation of signal transduction; regulation of dephosphorylation. Gene Ontology annotation, cellular component: cytosol. The record is from RefSeq and is a predicted model, not a curated record. The transcript is spliced from 9 exons. Gene Ontology annotation, molecular function: protein phosphatase 2A binding. Lineage: Eukaryota; Viridiplantae; Streptophyta; Magnoliopsida; Rosales; Rhamnaceae. Bases 191 to 1408 code for a protein of 405 amino acids.